AUGGAACAAAUAUUGCAAUAUGUUGAUCAUAAAGCUCUCCUUGAGCAAUCAUCACUCUACUUGAGUAGUAAUGAAAAUUUGAGUAUGAUUUUCAAGUUUGCUAAUCGAUUUCCAUUACUUAUUGUUUUGCCAAUGAUUUUGCUUCCAAAUACACGAUUGACUAAUUUCUUGCUCCGAUCAAAGGUUGUAAUGGCUGUCUUGUCGUUGGUUUAUUCUGCUAUAAUUAUUACUGCAAUGAUGACUUCACCAAAGCCAAUUGAUUUCUUUUCAUUUGAUUCUGUUGCUGAGGCAUUUACAAACAAGGUGAUGGUUUUGGGAGGUUGGGUGCAUUACUUGGUCACUGAUCCAAUUGUUUGCACAUUGAUUUAUUAUGAUUCCCUCGCCAGAGGAAUUCCACAUAUUAUCACUGCAGCUCUUGUGUUUUUGACUUUAAUGUUGUGUCCAUUGGGCUUGGUUCUCUAUCUCUUCUUGAGAGUUGUUUUGUGUCAUGUUUGGUUUGAAUGGUUCUUGAGCAAUGAAAAUAAUACUGCUGGUUUUAUUGAAACUUGGUUUGGCACAAAGCAAUUUUGGAGAAGAUUUUUCUUCCAAAGUGAAGACAAGACUGUUAAGGUUGAAUAA
Molecule: messenger RNA, 618 nt
Organism: Naegleria gruberi
Lineage: Eukaryota; Heterolobosea; Eutetramitea; Acrasida; Naegleriidae
Exons: 2
Coding region: 1-618 (205 amino acids)
Source: RefSeq, a predicted model, not a curated record